AUUAGAUUGAUUCUCUUUAUUUAAAGCCCAAAAAAAAAAAAAAGAUUAAUAUUUUAAUCGAGAUUCGAACACCUUUUAUGAGAGCUAAUGCUGUUCCUGUGCAUGUGACUUUGUUCUUCCCCCAUCUUUUGGUUCAAAAGGUUUAAUUUUCUUCUUCUUUCACCAUGUUAGUGUUAGGCAGUAACAGUACCAAAAUUUUCAAUCUCCUAGCUAUAAAUAGCAGACAAUCUAGUAUUACUUUCAUCUUGCAAUAUAUAUAUGCUUCUCCUCCGACUGCCCCAUAGUAUCGUCACAAGCAGGUGGACUUUCAGAGCUCUAAAAGCCUUAUAGUCCCUGACGUACAACAAAAAGGAAAGGCCCUUAUCCUUUGCUUUUCUUUGCUAUUUUACAAUGGCUGGCACAGAAGCCUCAUCGCCGUGCAAUUCUGAUUCAGACCUUGUAAAGCCAACAACCCCUUUAGUCGCUUUCCUAGAACGACUCCAACAAUUGGCAUUCGAAACCUUUGGAAAAUCCAACUUUGACCCAAAACUAUAUGUCGAUUUGUCUUUGAAAUUAGAUCUAUCAGCCACAAAGGAAGCUUUUGAUCAGCUUCCAAGGUGUGAAAAUGGGUUGGUGUUUGUUCAAGAUUUGAGAGAGUAUAUAGGAAAGUACUUUGAGUGUGCUGGUGAUGAUUUGGUGUGCGUUGAGCCAAAGGACUUUGUCAAGGAGCCAGAGGGGUUCUUGCCUAAUGUGGAGAAUCAAGAAGUAAGAGCAUGGGCAUUGGAGGUGCAUUCCCUAUGGAAGAAUUUAAGCCGAAAAGUUUCCGAUGAGGUCCAGAAACAUCCUGAGUCACAUACUCUGCUUCCCUUGCCUCAGCAGGUCAUGAUUCCUGGUUCAAGGUUUAGAGAGGUCUACUAUUGGGAUUCUUAUUGGGUCAUAAGGGGCUUGCUAGCAAGCAAAAUGUAUGACACAGCAAAAGCAAUUGUGACAAACCUCAUUUCCCUUGCAGAAGAAUAUGGCUAUGUCCUUAAUGGUGCAAGGGCUUACUACACUAAUAGGAGCCAGCCCCCUCUCCUUAGCGCAAUGGUUCAUGAAAUAUACAAGAGGACUGGAGAUUUGGAAUUUGCUAAAAAAUCACUUCCUACACUGAUCAAAGAAUAUCAAUUUUGGAAUUCAGGAAUACACAAAGUGACCAUUGAGGAUGCUCAGGCCUGCACUCAUACUUUAAAUCGAUAUUAUGCAAUGUGGAAUAAACCAAGGCCUGAAUCUUCAAUCAUUGACAAGGAAUUUGCUUCCAAGAUCCCAAAUGAUGAAAAGCAGCAUUUUUUCCGUGAAGUGGCUUCGGCUGCUGAAUCUGGAUGGGAUUUCAGUACAAGAUGGUUGAGGAACCCAGCAGAUUUUACAACAAUGGCCACAACAUCAAUCUUACCUGUUGAUUUAAAUGCAUUCAUCCUGGGGAUGGAACUUGAUAUAGCAUCCUUGGCAGAAGCAGUAGGAGAUUACAACACCUCUAAGAAAUACUUUGAAGCUUCAAGAGUGAGAGAAGAAGCAAUGAGAUCUGUUUUCUGGAAUGCAGAAAUGGGACAAUGGCUUGAUUACUGGCUCAUGAAUAGCGCGUGCAAGGAAGUGGAAAAAUGGCAAGCUCAGAACCAGAAUCAGGAAGCAUUUGCUUCGAACUUCGUUCCUUUGUGGAUUAAAUCAUUUUAUUCAGAUUCUUUUCUGGUGGACAAGGUCAUGAAAAGUCUUAAAAAUUCAGGCUUGCUUUGCGCUGCUGGUGUUGCGACAUCUCUGACAAAUUCAGGGGAACAAUGGGAUUUUCCAAAUGGCUGGGCUCCACUCCAACACAUGAUAGUUGAAGGUUUGGCAAGAUCUGGAUCAACAGAAGCAAAGUUAUUAGCAAAGGAUAUUGCAAUAAGAUGGAUCAGAACCAAUUAUGUUGCUUACAAGAAAACCAGAACCAUGCAUGAAAAAUAUAAUGUGGAAAAGAUUGGAGACUUUGGAGGUGGUGGUGAAUAUGAACCACAGACUGGUUUUGGAUGGUCAAAUGGAGUUGUACUGACAUUCUUGGAGGAUUUCGGUUGCCCCAAAGACCUAAAGAUAGACUGCUGCGAUGCUUAGCAGCCAAACAUGUGCAUUUCAAACACUAUCAUAUCACUUAAUUUACCUAGCAGUUUCAAAAUCAUAUGGCCUUCUGAUUUAAUUCCUUGUAAAAAAAUAGCUUAAAAUUCUCUCUUUCUCUUGAGGGGUUCUAGUUCUACGUGCCACUGGUCCGCUUGUACCAAAUGAUGAUCAAUGUGAUCUUCAUUAGUCACCAUGUUAAGUGAUAGAGCUUCACCUAGCAUAACCCAUGGCAAUGGUUGAAAAGAAAGCAAUCUGCUGUGUACUAUUCUUUCCGUAACAAGAUCUAUAUAUCUGUCAAUCUAUCUAUCAAUCUAUAUGUAUGUAUACAACGUGCUUGUAAUCAAAUUACAUGUCAUUCAUGGGAUAUAUUACCUGAACUACAUGUAAUCGGAUAUUAGCUGACUUACAGCGUUCGUCCAUCGUAGCAAAAUUGUAAACAUACAAAUGUAUACAUCCUUAUUGCAUGUAUUAUUUUAUUUUUUUUA
Molecule: messenger RNA, 2585 nt
Organism: Ziziphus jujuba (common jujube)
Lineage: Eukaryota; Viridiplantae; Streptophyta; Magnoliopsida; Rosales; Rhamnaceae
Product: trehalase-like
Exons: 12
Coding region: 391-2097 (568 amino acids)
Biological process (GO): trehalose catabolic process
Molecular function (GO): alpha,alpha-trehalase activity
Source: RefSeq, a predicted model, not a curated record